Messenger RNA from Ochlerotatus camptorhynchus, 744 nucleotides. RefSeq lists its product as uncharacterized. The record is from RefSeq and is a predicted model, not a curated record. Bases 1 to 744 code for a protein of 247 amino acids. The transcript has a single exon. NCBI's taxonomy places the organism in Eukaryota, Metazoa, Arthropoda, Insecta, Diptera, Culicidae.
AUGUGGGAGAUCGAGAAUUUCGAUGUCGGAAAGACUCUCAACCAGAUAGAACAGGAUGUUGAAAAACACUUUCUUCAAACCGUGUCACGCGAUACUACUGGGCGGUACAUUGUACGUCUUCCUUUUUGGGAGUCCAUGGUCCCGCUGUUAGGAGACUCUUACGACCAAGCAGUACGACGUUUUCUGUUUAUGGAGAAACGGUUCGCUCGAGACAACGAUCUGCGUGACGAAUAUGUAAAGUUUAUGGACGACUAUGAACGAUUAGGGCAUAUGGAAGUUGGUUCUCGUGUCGCGGGCCCGCAGUAUUUCCUCCCGCACCAUGCCGUUCAUCGGCCAGAAAGCAGCACGACAAAAACUCGGAUUGCCUUUGACGCUAGCAGCAAAGGAUCCAGUACCCUUUCUCUCAACGAUAUUCUUCACACUGGCCCCACUGUACAACCACCACUGCUAUCCAGCGUUUUUAAUUUCCGGAUGCCACAGUACGUCUUCAAUGCGGACGCGGAAAAAAUGUUUCGCCAAAUGUGGGUGCAUCCUGAGGAUCGGCGGUAUCUAAAGAUCGUAUGGCGUCGGGAACAAUCUAUGCCACUGCAAGUCUAUCAGCUGAAAACGGUGACUUAUGGACUUGCUUGUUCGCCGUACCAAGCUGCGCGGGUGCUCAUCAAGCUUGCCGAAGACGAUGGUCACAACUACCCUCUCGCUGCGGAUGUUGUAAUACUGAAAGUCCUCUUGUCUAGACGUUAUUGA